Messenger RNA from Phycodurus eques (leafy seadragon), 4560 nucleotides. RefSeq names its product prolyl endopeptidase (gene prep). Gene Ontology annotation, biological process: proteolysis. The record is from RefSeq and is a predicted model, not a curated record. NCBI's taxonomy places the organism in Eukaryota, Metazoa, Chordata, Actinopteri, Syngnathiformes, Syngnathidae. The coding region runs from base 774 to 2993 and encodes 739 amino acids. The transcript has 19 exons. Gene Ontology annotation, cellular component: cytosol. Gene Ontology annotation, molecular function: oligopeptidase activity; serine-type endopeptidase activity.
ACCGAGACACAACUUUCGUCUCCAACCUUAAGAUUAAAAAAAACAAAAAAAACAAAUACUCAAGUCGGCAUCUAUCCAAACACGUAUUUUCUCAACAAGGGGGUUAUCUUCAUAUGAAAUACAGACCCACCAGUUGAAAACCCUGGCGAAGAACAUGAGGCACGUCACCCUGCCACCCAGCAUGCACGCCCUCCACACCAGCUGGCAGAGCAGGGCCGCCGGAGGCAUGGCGAGGUGGCCCGGUCGGAUGAGACAGCAGGCACGGCUGUACAGCACCAGGGCCCAGGAAACGGACAGCACACAAAGACCACAGCAGUAGGCCACUAGGUGAAGAAUGUCUUACCGUUUGAAAAUACCCAAGUGAAGAAUGUGUAUGGUCGAGAGGUACCAUCGCCUAUCGUCGCCAUCAUCGUAGUACCAUUUGACGCUCAGCAGCUGAACUGCAGUACCCGGGAGGAAGAGCCCCAGCGUGAAACCGGCCCACCGUGUCUCAUCGUUCCAAAGUAGGGUCUUGGGUGUGCUGGAGCCUUUCUCAGCUUACUUCGGGCGAGAGUCGCGGGGACACCCUGGACUGGUCGCCAGCCAAUCGGACCGAGCAGAUUUCAAAUUCGCCUCACACGUCAGCAUGCUUCCAUCAUGUGAUAUGUUGGUCACAGCAAACUUGCCCCAGCAAACUUUGACAAGCAAAACACAUCUGUAAUGAUCUGCAUGCAUUAAUACAUUUCACAAGCAGCAGCUCUGUAUUGAGUACCGAGUCGAGCCGAGACGACACCAUGCAGUGGAAAAACAAGGAACUGCAUGUUGACAAUCUUUUUCCUGGUGACAGGGGGCGCUCUACAUUUUCGCAGAACGAACGUCACCUCUUGACUGUGCUCUUUGGCGGAUGUAUGGCAGCGAAGCUUCUAGUGGAUGAUUAUCAUGGCUACAAAAUACCAGAUCCAUACAGCUGGCUGGAGGACCCCGACAGUGAAAAGACACAGGCGUUUGUCAGUGCUCAGAAUCAGCUCACGUUGCCAUUUUUGGAGCGCUGCGAGGUGCGGGAUCUGUUCAAGGAGCGCAUGACUGAGCUGUACGACUAUCCCAAGUAUAGUUGUCCCUUCAAAAGGGGAAAUAGGUACUUUCACUUUUACAACACUGGCCUGCAGAACCAGAGUGUGAUGUAUGUGCAGGAGAGCCUCAAUGCAGAACCUACCGUCUUUUUGGAUCCUAACACAUUUUCUGAUGAUGGCACAGUUGCCUUACGAGGCUACGCCUUCUCGGAAGAUGGAGAGUACUUGGCCUACGGCACUAGUGCCAGCGGCUCGGACUGGGUGGAGAUGCACUUCCUGGGGGUGGAAGGCGCCGUGCUUCUGCAGGACCAUCUGCAGCGGGUCAAGUUCAGCUGCAUGUCGUGGACGCAUGAUGGGAAGGGCCUUUUCUACAACUCUUACCCUGAACAGAAGGGCAAAAGCGAUGGGACUGAGACCUCUACUAACUUGGACCAGAAGCUGUACUUUCACGUUUUGGGAACACCGCAGUCAGAGGACGUUCUCUGCGCCGAGUUUCCCAAUCAUCCCAAGUGGAUGAGUGGAGCCGAGGUUUCAGAUGAUGGCCGCUAUGUGCUGCUGUCCAUCAGGGAAGGCUGCGAUCCUGUCAACAGAUUGUGGUAUUGUGACCUCAAGAAGACGCCUAAGGGCAUUACAGGACUUUUGCCGUGGGUGAAGCUCAUCGACAACUUUGACGCCGAGUACGAGUACGUAACCAACGAGGGCACGGUGUUCACGUUCAAAACCAACCUGGACGCCCCACGUUACCGCCUCAUCAACAUCGACUUUGCCUCGCCGGCUCAGAGCGACUGGGCGGAGCUCAUCCCUCAGCAUGAGAAGGACGUAAUCGUAUUCGCCACCUGCACAUACUCCAGCUACCUCUUUGUGUGCUUCCUCCACGACGUGAAGAAUGUCUUGAAAAUGUAUCGUCUCAGUUCCGGGGAGGAGCUCAGGACCUUUCCUCUGGAUGUCGGUUCUGUGGUCGGAUUCACGGGAAGGAAACGCGACUCUGAAAUCUUCUACUAUUUCACCUCUUUCCUCUCGCCAGCCAUCAUUUAUCACUGCGACUUGACCAAGCAGCCUCUGCAGCCCCACAUCUUCAGAGAGGUCACAGUCAAAGGCUUUGACCCGACAGACUACCAGACCACCCAGAUCUUCUACGCUUCCAAGGACGGCACUCAAAUCCCCAUGUUCAUCGUUCACAAGAAGGGCAUCAAGCUGGACGGCUCCCACCCGGGCUUCCUGUACGGUUACGGUGGCUUCAACAUUUCCAUCACGCCGAGCUACAGCGUCUCCCGGCUAAUCUUUGUGCGGCACCUGGAUGGAGUCCUGGCUGUCGCCAACAUUAGAGGAGGAGGGGAGUAUGGCGAGACCUGGCACAAAGCCGGCAUGUUGGCCAACAAGCAGAACUGCUUCACAGACUUUCAGUGUGCAGCUGAGUACCUCAUCAAGGAAGGGUACACUUCUCCGUCCAAGCUCACCAUCAACGGAGGCUCAAACGGUGGCCUGCUCGUAGCGGCGUGCGUGAACCAGCGGCCCGAGCUGUUCGGCUGCGCUGUCGCUCAGGUCGGCGUCAUGGACAUGCUCAAAUUCCACAAGUUCACUAUCGGCCACGCCUGGACCACCGACUUCGGCUGUUCGGAAGAAAAAGAGCAGUUUGAGUGGCUCAUGAAAUACUCCCCCCUCCACAACAUCAGAGUCCCGGAGGGCAACGGGGUCCAGUAUCCCGCCGUCCUCCUGCUGACGGGCGACCACGACGACCGGGUAGUGCCCCUCCACUCGCUCAAAUACAUCGCCACUCUGCAGCACAUGGUGGGCCACAGCAGCAAGCAGUCCAACCCCCUGUUCAUCCUCGUGGACACCAAGUCGGGCCACGGCGCCGGCAAGCCCACCAGUAAGGUCAUCCAGGAAGUGGCGGACACCUACGCCUUCAUCGCUCGCUGUCUCAAAAUCUCCUGGGUCAAAUAACUCGCCAUCUCGUCACGUGUGUGCGCGCAUGUGUAUGUGCUCUGUCUUCUCCCUCCCACACCCGCCUCGAAGAACUCCAGUUGCACUUAUCGAAAGCACCACACGUUAAUGUGCGAAGGCCAUAACACUAUAAGAGGGGGCGAGGUUACUGUGAUCGGCCAAUCAGCUGCUGUCAUGAGGGUCAAAUGGCAACCGUGUGGCGGAUGCUCCGCCUACGUAUAAUUUAUUAUUGAUAUCUCAGCUUGCACAUUUCUCAUGAGGCUGCACCGUACAAAGGAUGUUGUGUGUAUGUGUGUUUGUGAUUACUUACAAAUUCACUGAUUUCUACCUCUUGACAUAGGCUGAUUGUUAUCAUUUCAAAGGGAGCAGCAAAUAAUAAACAUCUUUUUUAAGCAGUGAUACAUCUGCUGGAUGGUUCUUCCCCAAAAUGUUAUAUGUGAAAAGUGGUAUUAUAAUGGUAGAAAUCAGCCAGUGUUAACAAUUUGUACAAAAUGCAUGUUUUUUUAAUUGCCACUUUUGUGGACACGCCGUACAGAGCAUAAAUAACAGAAGAUUUGUUUUUCCCCCCAAAGCUGUUGCAGAAUAGGAGUAAUGGAAAAACAAAUGAAGCAAAAUGUUCAGUUACUUGGUACACUUAUUACCAUAAUUUCUUAAAACUAAAACAUAUUUAUUUACGGCGGCACGGUGGAGACGACUGGUUAGAGCCUCACAGUUCUGAGGACCGGGGUUCAAGUCCUGGCCCCGCCUGUGUGAAGUUUGCAUGUUCUCCCUGUGCCUGCAUGGGUUUUCUCUGGGCACUCCGGUUUCCUCCAACAUCCCAAAAUCAUGCAUGGUAGGUUAAUUGACAACUCCAAUUGCCCGUAGGUGUGAAUGUUAGUACGAAUGGUUGGUUGUUUGUAUGUGCUCUGCGAUUGGCUGGCAACCACUUCAGGGUCUACCCCGCCUCCUACCCGAUGAUAGCUGGGAUAGGCUCCAGCACGCCCGUCCAGCUGGACCCUAGUGAGGAGAAGCGGCUCAGAAAAUGGAUGGAUGGAUAAAACAUAUUUACACAACAGAAAAAUGAAUUACAAAGCUCAAUGCUGGGAGUUGCCUUUGGAUUAUUCUUUUCCACAUCGCACACGAUAUACAUGUUGGAAUUAUGCCAUUUCGAAUAAAUUGACAAGUUCGACGUUCUGCCAUAACGUUCACUAGCCAUAAGUUGAGCUGCACUGUGUUUGUUUACUUGUUAGGCAUGUGUCAAGAGCGCGAGCCUCAUACACUUCUUAUCCGUUACCUUAUAUGGGAAAACCCUAAUAAUCGCCGCAUCAUGUUACAUAAUUUGCCCUGCAUUUGAUUAGCAUCAUUUAUAUGAUAGAUAACUUAUUUUGAACAUAAGGAAAAAUUGUGGUAAACUUUUUCGUGGGCCUUGGAUGUGGCCUUGAGUUUGACACUUAUAAUACUGACUACAGAGCAACAAAAUCCAUGAUUGUUGACAAUGGCAUGUUACUUGUGUUUUAAUAUCUCUUCCUCUCCUGUUGAAUUGAUUUUAAUUCCCACUAACUGUUAAAGAUGCAUCUAUAUUCCGACC